Molecule: messenger RNA, 816 nt
Organism: Penaeus monodon (black tiger shrimp)
Lineage: Eukaryota; Metazoa; Arthropoda; Malacostraca; Decapoda; Penaeidae
Exons: 2
Coding region: 1-816 (271 amino acids)
Biological process (GO): DNA integration
Molecular function (GO): nucleic acid binding
Source: RefSeq, a predicted model, not a curated record
AUGGGUGCCCCUGCUGGUCUUCAAAGUGAUAAUGGCUCAGAAUUCACAUCCAAGGUGAUAACUGAGCUAAAAGAAAAAUGGCCAGGUCUCACCCUGGUUCAUGGGAAGCCCCGUCAUCAAAGUUCUGUGGAACGUGCGAAUGGUGACAUUAAGGAUAUGUUAGUUACCUGGUUUGCAGACAAUAAUUCACAAGACUGGUCAGUUGGUAUCAAGUUUGUUCAGUUUCAGAAAAAUGCUGCCCACCAUCCAUACUCUGCUAUGUUUGGUUGUGAAGCCAGAGUUGGCCUGACUUUUUCAGCUCUACCCACAGUAGUUGUCUCAAGGUUGGAGAGUGAGGGUGAUCUCAUAGUAGUUAUGUCAGGAGAUGAUACAACAACAAUACAGAUACUUCACGAUCACCGAGCCCAAUUUCAGAAACAUAGAGUGGAAGCAUACAAAGGGCAGGUAUCUCAAGCUGAGAGAAUGGUCAAAUGUAGCCGCUUAGACUUUAAAGUUGGUGAGCCUGGUGACAAUGUUGCUGUCCCAGUUCCGGCUGUGGAUCGUGGUAGAGGAGACCCGCAGAAUAUCCUGGGUGUUAUUGUCAGCAGAGAUUUGGACAAUGACCAGUAUAAGAUCGCUGUGAAUUCGGGUAUUCUAAAGGGUCAGCAUUCUAGAAACCAGUUUGACCUCUGCCCCCAGCGUUUGCUGACAGAAGAUGACGUAAAUGCAGUGUCACUUCGAGAAGCUGUUAUUGCACAAUCUGCAUGUGGGGGUCAGGGAUUCACUAGAUGCAACUGUAGUGGUCUGAAGAAAUGUUCAACUAACAGAUGUAAGUAG